Molecule: messenger RNA, 3288 nt
Organism: Aspergillus affinis
Lineage: Eukaryota; Fungi; Ascomycota; Eurotiomycetes; Eurotiales; Aspergillaceae
Exons: 1
Cellular component (GO): cytoskeleton
Source: RefSeq, a predicted model, not a curated record
CCAGAACAGCCAGAACAGCCAGAACAGCCAGAACAGCCAGAACAGCCAGAACAGCCAGAACAGCCAGAACAGCCAGAGCAGCCAGAACAGCCAGAACAGCCAGAGCAGCCAGAACAGCCAGAGCAGCCAGGGAAGCCGGAACAGGUUGCCAAGUCUGACUCUGACGGAGACUCGCUUGACGCGGAUGAGCUCAACGCUAUUAUGGCAAAACUCAACGAAUCCGACGUUGGAAUCGAGAGGGUCAACACGCCCCAGUCUGCUGCCAAUCGCAUGCCCCAGACCGCAGUGGCAGGGCCGUCGAAAGAAAAGCGACACGGUCCCGCAGACAUCAGAAGUGACCCGCCCAGCCCCAGUCCCGGCCGGGGACAUGUCUCGCACGCGUUGGAUGUUCCGAAACUAGAUUUCGAUGCCCAGUCCCACUUCGCGGCUACUCCUUCCAAGGGCUUUGCGUCCGGAAUGCCGUCGCCCAUCCGGAAACUCAUCAACCAAAAUGACCAGAUCAGCGACUGGGACGAUGUUAUCACGUCCGGCGAGGAAGACAAGCUGGUGCACCGAAGCAAGUUCUUUGACCGUCGGAUCAAUGACCUCGUCGGCUCUGUGGUCGACGAUCGUCUGUCCCCUCUGGAGCGUGCUCUGAGCGCCAUUCAGCAGUCGGUCUCGGCGAUCACCCUGUCAACGCAGAACAAAUUGGCCUGGACCAGCACAUCUGCUGAGGCGGAGAGCGAUGCAGACGACGAGGACGAGUAUUAUGAAAAUGACUCUCAGCGAGCCCGGUCCCCACCGAGAGACCGGAAGCUUGAUCGGCUGAAGAAUGUCAUCCUGGAAGUGCUGGCCCAGCGUGACACGCAGGAGCCCGCGGAGAAACCCGAAAACACCGAGCUAGUGCAACUCCGGGAUAGCGUCGCCGAAUUACAAGCCAUGACCGAAGAGAAAUUGGCUCAUGACCCCACCGCCGGCUUGCGGGAGAUGCUCCAGGAAGUAGUCGCCAAUCAGUUCAGUAUCCAGAAUGCUCGCCCGUCCGAUGCGGACGAGAUUGGUGCCGACAGUCUGAUGCUCCAGAUUGACGGCCUGAAGAACAUGCUGAGAAUGACCGACGAGAGAGCAGAACAGGAGUACAAAUUGCGCAGAGAAGCACAGGAUUCCAUGGCAGAGCUCCAGCGACUGCUCAAGGACGUUGAAGACGAUGCCGCUCGCCACAGUGAAGCCGCGGAGUCUGCCGAGGCUCGCUUCCUCCAGUUCAAGGAAGAGAAGAUCCCUUACUUUGAGCAGGUCCAAUUCAGAGCCGAUUCCUUGGAGCAGGAGCAUGCCAAGCUCAAGCUUACCCUGGCUGAAAUUUCCUCGAAGAACAUUGAACUCGAAGGCCACUUGGAUGAAUACCGUGUCUCUAGCGACAACUGGAAGCGUGACAGCGAGCGGUCGAAGGGAGAACUUGAGGAAGUCAAGCAGGAGAACAAGGGCCUGCGUAGCUCCAUCGAUCAUCUCAAGACGCGCAUUGAAGACGGCAUGAGCAUCCGACACAACCUCAGUGAGAAACUGGAUCGCCUUCAGGAUGAAAUGGCCACGGCCUCCGGGGAUAUUACCCGCGAGCAGGCCAUCUGGCGCAGGCGGGAAGAAGAGCACGUGGCUCGGUAUAACGAACUCAAGGCGGCUUACAGCCGAGAGCAGAAGCUGCGUGAAAAGCUCGAGGUUGAUAUCAGCGAACUCGAGCAGCAGGAGCGAGAAGCCGCCAAACUCAAGUUCAUCUUCGGGCAAUCCCAGCAGGAGAACGCCAGGCUGGAAGAGCUGGUGGCCAACCUGCGGGUCGAAACCCACGACAUGGAACUCAAGGCGGCCCGUUUCGAGCGUGAAUUCAACGAAGCCCGCGAGAGCAGCCGUGUGGAGAUCCAAAGGACCCGAACCUCGAUGGAGGCCGAUGUCGAGGCCGCCAAUAGCCAAGUUAACAUCGUGCGUGCCGAGUUGGAGGCCCAGAUUCUCCGCCUGCAGAGUCAGAUGGAUAACGUUCGCCUUAACAAUGACACUGAGCGUGAACGCUACGAGAUGCUGCUCGAGGAAGCCACCGAGACCAAGGCCAGCGCCUUAGCUGCGGCUGCGGAAUCGCGGGAGAUGGCCGUGGAAGAACAACGGAGUAUGCACGAGCGCGUCCUCAAUGACCUCCGGGAGCGCCAUGCUCGUGCCUUGCACAACUCGUCCGAGGAUCGACAGCGUGCCGAGACUCACCUGAUGGACAAGUUGGCAUUGUCAGAUGACAAGGUUCACCAUCUGCAGGAUCGUGUGCAGCACCUGGAGGACAGACUCGAAAUCGCUCAGUCUGCUGCUCGGGCCGCUGCGGAGGCUGCCCAGAUGGCCAAGGCAGGAGGGUCGACUUCCACGCCUCCUCCCAUCAUGCCCGUCAACACCCCCUCGAUGUCGUUCAAUGGAUCCAUGGUUCCUGAAAAGAUUUCUCCCCAGGCGCUGCGCGAGUCCAUUCUCGUACUCCAGGACCAGUUGCAGCAGCGUGAGACUCGUAUUGAAGAGCUCGAACAAGAAGUCGCAUCCGUGGAUAAGGAUGCUCCCAACAAGCUCAAAGAGAAGGAUACGGAGAUUAACUGGCUCCGUGAGCUAUUGGGAGUCCGAAUCGACGAUCUACAGGAUAUUGUCACCACUGUGUCGCAGCCCUCGUUUGACCACAACGCUGUCCGUGACGCUGCUAUCCGUCUGAAAGCCAAUCUGCAGAUGCAGCAACAGGAGAAGGAAAGGGUCGCGUCUGGAGGACAGGGUCUCCCAAGCAUUCCGUCGCUGUCUGAGAUCCGGGCAUCCCCUCGAGCACUCCCGCUCGCCGCGGCUGCAGCAUGGGGUAACUGGCGCAAGGGCCGGGAGGGAACAAACGCCAACACUUCGAACCAGACUCCUUCCAAGCCAGGCCACGCCACUACUUUCCUAUCUGGUCUCCUGACGCCGCCUAGCUCCAAUCGACAGGCGGUAAUCAAUGCCCGGGCAUCCGCAUCAGGCGCGAGACGGUCGUCGGAGAGUCGCCCGCUAAGGAGCGUCAACAGUACACCUCGACCGCUGUCCUCGCGGGCCGCGGGCAAGAUGCGCGAGCCUCCAACCACUCCCCCUCUUCUCCGGGGGUCCAGCUAUGACCGUGACGCAGAGCCAACAACCGACUACGAAGAGACCUACGGACAGGCCUACGGAGAGAGUUCUCCGGGUUCCCCGGAAGAAGAAAAUGAAAGUACGGCCGACGGAUUGGUCUCUGCGUCUCCACGGGAUACCAAUGACGGACCAUUUGGACCGCAAAUAACAACAUAG